GCCCCCCAAGGCGUUUCGGCUCAACUCUACGCUCAACCCACAUCAACCGCAAUGUUCGAGGAGACCGAAGUAUGCAUACAAUGCGGCAGGCCAGUGGAUGGUCGCAUCUACUGCAGCGACGAGUGCGAAAGCCUCGACAGCGCGUCUCCAUCGCUCUCGAGUGCAACUAGCAGCGUACACCCAUCGCCCUCCGUGACCUCCAUGAAGUCAAGUAACCUUGACAUACCGGCACUCGUCCCCUCCAUGCUCGGACACCGUCCACGAUACUCUCUCUCGUCGUCCUCCGCAUCGUCCGCAGGUUGGUCGUCAGUCACCACUGACGACGACGACGACGACCCCUACGUCUACACCGAGCAGAUCGACAUGCUGGCCGACGGCUCCAAGUCACCCGGGUACCUCUCCGGACUGGUCUAUGCUCGCCGUCCCUCAGCGACGAACCACCGUUCAAUUGUGCCAACAGUUCAUAGGCAUACAUCUGCCGUCUCGUCGUCUGCGUCUAGCUCCGGCGUCUCGCGUGGUCUACCCUCGCCGUUCUAUGCUAGUACUGAAGACGACGCCUCCUCGGUCUGCAUAUCUGAGCUCUCGCUUCACGAGGACGAUGCUUCGGCCCGCCGCAAAGCCAAGCGCACGAGCCUCCCCGCCUACUUCUCGCUCCUCCAGAGCAGCUCGGUGAAGCCCUCGUCGGGCUUGACGGCCUCGUCGCCUCGCCGCACACCGUCCACACUACAGGCGAUCUCGCGCUCUUUGCACGCGUCCCCAACGACGCCCACGGUUUCGCACGCGACCGUCGUCCUCACAAACGCCGAGGCGCACAUCGAGUCGACCACGACAAGCCCCAUUUCCCGCGGUCGCGGCCGCCGGCGGGAACGCGACUCGGACAUCCGCUCUUCCUCCAGCCGCCGCUCGACCGCGCGCUCGCCCCCACGCCACCUCUCGGCCGCCCAGCGCGCGCGGGUCGACAGCAUCGAAAAGGUCGCCGAGUGGGUCUCGAGCAGCCCCGUCAUCGCGCUCGCCCCCGGCCGCCGCAACAGCUCGCCGCAGCGCAAGCCCAAGUACGAGUUCGUCGAGGCGCUCACCCGCGGCCUGCGCGACUGCGCCUUCGCGAGCAGCAGCGAGGACGACGACGGCGAGGCGAAGACUGACGUCUCGAGGGAGGACAUGGACCGGACGAUCCGCGGGCGCAGGAGGAUGGACGAGUUGGACGAGGUCCUGCCCGCCGGUGCGCCGGGGUAUGGCAACGGCAGGAGCGGGCUGAAGGCGAGGGAGCGUGGGCGCGGCGUCGCGUCACGCGCUAUCGGCAUCGCUUUCCGGUGAUUGCGACGACCGCCGCGCUCGCGCCCCCGCGCGCGCCAUCAAAAGCAUCGUAUACCAUUCUUCGUCACCACUUGCAUCGCUAGACCGCAUCGCAUCGCGCCUUUUCGUCUCAGCACAGUCUACUCGCACAUACCCCCUACACUCAGCAUCGUCGCAUGUCGUUUCCCGGCUCUACAAAACGUCGCAUUUUUGUUUCGCCGCUCUCGCUCGCCCCAACGGAUUUGUAACAAAAACUCUCCCCUCCUUCACUUUGGAGCAAAACGUCGGUCGCAUUCGCACAAAUCGCCCGGGGCGUCGCUGUAUCUAUCUGUUCCUUUUUUCUUGUUUUUCUCUCUUUCUCAUCGUCAUCAUCUUUUCCCAUACACUCUUGCCCCACCUACCGUACUUUGCAUCACACACACCUUGCAUAUAAAAUAUUGACCCGCAUCUUUACACGCGCAUCUGCAUCUAGUCCUUGGGUUUGUUCCGCAAAUACCACCGCUCCCACCCCAUACACACAUACGCACCACAUGUAUUUUACGUCCAGUCCACUGCGAAAUACCAUACAUAGCACAACAUGCUCAUGCACCACACCAACGUUUCCCACCCGUUUGCGAGUGUGCGUUUCGAGUUCCGUGUCAACUUCAAGUUCCAACGCGCCGCUCCACUGCAGGUCACACACAAGUCCUGGGAGUUGCCAGACCCGCGGCGCUGCUGCGACGCUGCGCCACCAAGGUCUCCGGCUCCACAUGCUACCUUUUUUUUGCAGGAAAACAAACGAGUGCAUGCGCGCCCGGCCGGGACUACUCCAGGUCGGGCCCUUUUCGAGCGGAGGGACCCACGGUGGCGGCAUCGUCAUGACGGGUAUUUGCGUCGUCUGCACGCGUGCGCACAUACAGUAACACUGUGCCCGGCCGCGCCGCGCGCACGGCCGACGUUGUUGGCCAUCUACAUCUGCUUUCCGUUUUUUUUUGAGUCUGCCACAUGUCGUCAUCGCG
Molecule: messenger RNA, 2291 nt
Organism: Phanerochaete carnosa HHB-10118-sp
Lineage: Eukaryota; Fungi; Basidiomycota; Agaricomycetes; Polyporales; Phanerochaetaceae
Exons: 2
Coding region: 52-1314 (420 amino acids)
Source: RefSeq, a predicted model, not a curated record